UGGAUACACACACACAAAAGUUGAGUUACCGAGUUUGGGGAACAACACAGACCACUCACUCACUCACCAAAAAAAAAUAUCUCGAUGAAUUGUGUGGCCUGAAGAGAAGAAAUCCAUGACGGGAUACUUUUUAAAGUUUUCCGGGGAGGGAAUUUCUUUGGGAUUUUAAUUUCAAAUAAGAAACCCGCCUGCUGUGGACCUGGGUGAAAAUGCAGAAGAAAUAUCGCACGCUGUGGAUAAGCUGUGUUGUGUCGGUCUUGCUGGUUCAUUCCAGCUAUGCCCGUGGAAGACAAGGCUACUUGAUAGCAGCCCCCUCUGUGUUCCGUGCCGGGGUGGAGGAAGCUGUCAGCGUGACCAUUUUCAACCCCGUCAAGGAGACCACCGUGCAGGUCCAGCUCGCAGUCAAGGGGGAGACGGUGGCACACAGCCACGGCACGGUGCUGGAGAAAGGAACAAUCAAGUUAAAGGUUCCCUCCGGCCUGCGCGGGCAGGCUCACCUGAAGGUGUGGGGGAAUCAGUACCUGGCUGAUGAGGGCUACAUCUUCCACAACUACACCACCGUGACCGUCGACGCCAAGGGCUCCUCUGUCUUCAUCCAGACUGACAAGCCCGUCUACAAACCAACGCAGAAAGUGCUGAUCAAUGUGUUUUCAGUCACACCUGACCUGAGGCCUGCCAAUGAGAAGAUUGAAGCCUACAUCGUGGACCCAAGGGGGUCUAGGAUUAUCCAGUGGUCUGACCUGAAGCCAAUCUGCUGUGGGAUUGUGAACAUGAGCUUCCCUCUGUCAGACCAGCCAGUUCUGGGGGAGUGGCUGGUCUUCGUUGACAUGCAGGGCCACACCUACAACAAGUCCUUCGAGGUGCAGAAGUAUGUCCUGCCAAAGUUCGAACUGAUCAUCGAGCCUCCCAGGUACAUCCGUGACCUGGCCUUGUGCGAGAAGGGAACCGUGCACGCCAGGUACACGUUCGGGAAGCCCGUGAAGGGAAAGCUCACCGUCAACAUGACUGUGAACGGAGUGGGCUACUACCAGCACGAAGUGGGGCAGCCAGUGGUGAAGACCAUGGAUAUUGACGGCUCUGCAACCUUCAAUCUGUGCGUAAAGGACAUGAUGCCGGCAGACGUGGCAGAGCACUUCCGUGGUGCAGUGAACAUCUGGGCAGCGGUGAGCAGCGUGGACGGCAGCCAGCAGGUCAUGUUCGACGACUCCACGCCCAUCCACAAGCAGCUCAUUGAUAUAAAGUACUCCAAGGACACCAGGAAGCAGUUCAAACCAGGCCUUCCGUACAGAGGCAAGGUGGAGGUGACGUACCCUGACGGCAGCCCCGCGGACGGAGUGACCGUUCGGAUCAAGGCCGAGCUGACCCCGAAGGACAACGUGUACACCAGCGAGCUGCGCUCCCACGGGGGGCUGGUGGAGUUCGAGAUCCCCUCCAUCCCUACUGCUGCCCAGUAUGUGUGGCUGGAGACCAAAGUGACGGCGAUCGACGGCAGGCCGGCAGGAGAACAGUACCUUCCCAACUACCUGUCCAUCAGCAGCUGGUACUCUCCCAGCAAGUGCCAUGUCCAGCUGCAGGGCCCCAGCGCUCCUCUGCAGGUGGGCGUGGAGGCUCAGGUGUCCUUGAAGUCCACGUGCCCGUGUGAUUUUACUCUGCACUACGAGCUCGCCUCCCGGGGCAACAUCGUGCAGUCUGGCUACCAGCCCUCUAACGUCACCCUGCAGAGGAGCAAGCGAGCCACCGUCACCUUCGACAAGAACGUCCGCACCAGCGCCCCCGCAGGACCUGGUGCUCCCAAGCCCCCAUCGCCAGCGGAGACAGACGUCUGCGUGACGAUCCUGCACUUCCCCGUGACCUACAACAUGGCUCCACUCAGCCGCCUGCUGGUCUACUACGUGAGGGAGAACGGGGAAGGGGUGACUGACAGCAUCCAGCUCUCAGUGCAGACUGCUUACGAGAACCAGGUGUCUGUGUCCCUGUCCUCUAACGAGUCCAUGCCUGGGGACGUGGUUAACAUGCGGGUCAGAGCGGAGAGGGGUUCCUGUGUGUGCUUGGCUGCCGUCGAUAAGAGCCUGUAUCUGCUGAAGCCAGGCUUCCAGCUCACUACCGACAAGAUUUUUCAGGACCUGGCGGACUUCGACAUUUCGGACGCCUUCGGGAUACCCAAGGACGAUGGUCACUUCUGGUGGCCGGGGCUGUCGUCACGCCGACGGAGGCGUUCCUCGGUUUUCCCCUGGCACUGGGAUAUCACCAAGGAUGCCCGCUUCGCCUUCACUGAGACGGGCCUGGUGGUGAUGACCGACACGGUGAGUCUGAAUCACCGGCAGAAUGGGGGCAUGUACACGAACGAGGCCGUGCCCGCCUUCCAGCCACACACCGGGACCCUGGUGGGGGCCAUGCACUCCCGCGCCAUGCCAAGGGCUGAGAAACGGAGAAGAACCUUCUUCCCAGAGACCUGGAUUUGGCAGUGUCUCAACGUCAGUGACAUCACCGGAGAGGGCGAGCUGCGGCUAGAGGUUCCGGACUCUAUAACCACCUGGAUCACGGAGGCUGUCGGCUUGUCUGAUGGGAAGGGGCUGGGCCUGGCUGCGCAGACGGAGCUGCGGGCAUUCAAACCGUUCUUCGUGGACUUCGCCAUGCCCUACAGCGUGAUCCGCGGGGAGCAGAGCAAGAUCAUGCUGACUGUGUACAACUACCUGCCAGUGUGCGCGGAGGUCCAUGUCAAGAUCUCUGUUCCCAAAGGGAUCAAGUUCGUGGGUCACCCUGGCAGGCACCACCUGACCCGGAAGAAGUGCGUGCCUCCCGGAGAAGCCCGUCCCACCUCCAUCGUCCUGUCCUUCAGUGAGCUGGGACUGGCCAACAUCACAGCAUGGGCGUUUGCCUACAGUGAGGUGGGCUGCUGUGACGAGGGGGCGAAGUCUCCCCUUAAGAAUGGGAAGCACCUGGAGGACAGCGAGCUGGACAGAAGGACCGCGGUGGGCAUGGACUCCGUGCGGCGGAGCGUCCUGGUGCAGCCGGAAGGUCUGCCGAGAGACUAUAUCUACAGUGUGUUCUUCUGUCCUAAUGAGAAAAUCCACAUCUCCACUCCCAACAAGUACGAGUACCAGUAUGUGAAGAAGCCGGCGCGAAUGACACACUUCGACGUGGCAGUGAAGGCUCACAACGAUGCGCACCUGGCGCUGUCCUCGGGGCCGCACGACACGGCCGGGAUGGUGGAGAUCGUGAUCGGGGGCCACCAGAACUCCCGCACCUGGGUGUCGGCCAGCAAGAUGGGUGAGCCGCUCGCCAGCGCUGGCACUGAGGGCAUCCUGUCCUGGGACGAAUUCCGCAACUUCUGGGUCAGCUGGAGGAACGGCGUGGUGCAGGUGGGUCACGGGGCGCACCCCUCUAACGAGUCUGUCAUCGCGGAGUGGGCAGGGCUGAAGCUGCCACAGGUGAAGUACGUGGGCUUCUCAACGGGCUGGGGGUCCGUGGGCGAGUUCAAGAUCUGGAGGAAGGAGGACUCGGAUGAGAACCACAACGAGGCGUUCACUCUGGGGGUCCCGCACAACGUGGUCCCAGGCAGCGAGCGAGCCUCCGCCUCCAUGAUAGGCGAUGUCAUGGGCCCCACCCUAAAUAACCUGGACAGUUUGCUGCGGCUGCCCUUUGGCUGCGGGGAGCAGAACAUGAUCCACUUCGCUCCCAACGUCUUUGUGCUGAAGUACCUGCAGAAAACCAAGCAGCUCAACCCGGAGGUGGAGAGGGAGGCCACAGACUACCUGGUGCAAGGAUACCAGAGACAGCUGACCUAUAAGAGGCAGGACGGCUCAUACAGCGCCUUUGGAGAGAGAGACUCAUCUGGCAGCAUGUGGCUGACUGCGUUCGUCCUCAAGUCCUUCGCUCAGUCCCGCGGCUUCAUCUUUAUCGACCCCAAGGAGCUGAGCGUGGCCAAGGACUGGAUCAUCCAGCAACAGAAAGAGGACGGCUCCUUCCCUGCCGUGGGGCGCAUCCUCAACAAGGACAUCCAGGGAGGGAUCCACGGGAAGAUCUCGCUGACAGCCUAUGUGGUGGCAGCGCUUCUGGAAACCGGGAUAACAUCCGAGGAAGAGAAGACUGCGGUCGCCAAGGCCAAGCACUUCCUGGAAACGAACAUGUACUCCGCUGAUGACCCGUACACCAUGGCGCUGACGGCCUACGCCCUGACGAUCCUCCGCAGCAGCUAUGCGCCCGUGGUGCUACGCAAGCUCAACAACAUGGCCAUCACGCAGGAUGGUUUUACUCACUGGAGCCUGACUGGAACCACAGUGACUGAUGAGGACACCUUCAUGGGCUUCAACGACGGCCUCUCGCAGUCAGUCGUGUCAGCGGAGGUGGAGAUGACUGCCUAUGCCCUGCUGACCUAUACCCUCCUGGGGGAUGUGGCCACAGCCCUGCCCGUGGUCAAGUGGCUUUCGCAGAAGAGGAACGCCCUGGGGGGCUUUUCAUCCACACAGGACACAUGCGUGGCGCUGCAUGCCCUGUCCGAGUAUGCCAUCCUGUCCUUCGUGGGUGGGGUCAACCUCACCAUCUCACUGGCCUCCACGAACCUGGACUUCCAGGAGACCUUUGAGCUCAACAGGGCCAACAAGAAGAUCCUGCAGACUGCCCUGAUCCCCAGUAUUCCUACGGGACUGUUUGUCAGCGCCAAGGGGGAAGGGUGCUGUCUGAUGCAGAUCGACGUGUCAUACAACGUUCCUGAUCCCGUGGCCAAGCCAGCGUUCCAGCUCACUGUGACCCUGAAGGAGCCCAAACCGGGGCGACACCACCCCCAGCAGCAACGCCCCCCCGCUGCACGCCCCAAAUCCCGCGCCGAUAACCGCUCGGAGCUGAGCCGCCAGCGUCGGGCUGCCACGGACGAUGAAGACCCCUCUGCGGACCAGGACCGCCAAGAGUACCAGGUCAGCCUGGAGGCCUGUGCCAGGUGGCUGCACGCUGGGUCCUCCAACAUGGCUGUGCUCGAGGUGCCACUGCUGUCCGGUUUCAGAGCAGGCUUGGAGAGCCUGGAGAAGCUUCUCCUGGACAAGAAGAUCGGACUGAAGAGAUACGAGGUGGACGGCAGGAAGGUUCUGUUUUACUUUGACGAGAUCCCCAGCCAGUGCAGGACCUGUGUAAAGUUCCAAGCGUAUCGGGAGUACAUUGUUGGGAAAACCGCUCCUGUGCCCGUCAAGGUGUACGACUACUAUGAACCAGCAUUUGAGGCCACGCGCUUCUACAACGUGAGCGAGCACAGCCCGCUGGCGAGGGAGCUGUGCGAUGGGACCACGUGUAACGAGGUGGAGAGUUCAGCCAACCAGUGGAUCGGCUUCGCGCAGUCCAGCCAGUGUAACAACGUCUUCGGCUGCCUGGAGGAGGAACACUUCGAGCAGUGCACCUGCUACCGGGACUGCGGCUACGAUGGCGAGCCCGUCUGCGCCUCUGACGCUGUCGUCUACCAGAACCAGUGCCAGAUGGAGGUGGCAGCCUGUCGCAACAGCACCCGCAUCAAGCAAGUGCCCAUGUCCCACUGCCCCUCACUGGAGAAUCUGCCUGAAGAAAAGGAGCUGGCAGUCGAAGAGUUACAGAACCUCCCUCCAGUGCAGCCAGGAGAGGAGGAGCCCGAGCCCCAGGCGGAGGUCUCGUAUUACUCUUACGAGUACGACAGCGACCCCUACGUGUCGGAGGGGGAAGAUGACGCCGUCGAUCUGGGGGGCGAGGUGGCGAGGGAGUCAGACAGGACGCAGGAGGGCGAGUUGCACUUGCUGGAGAUGGAGGACACCGCCACACAGUGAAUAUCCCCUUGGAAUUAACAUGAAAAAAGAAGGUGAAUACAUUGUACAUUGUUUGUUAAUACAUUGAACUGACUCGACUGAAAUAAAGAAGAGGACCAUUGCUGUGAACCAGAGAGCAAGCGAGCAAGUAGCUGA
Messenger RNA from Polyodon spathula (Mississippi paddlefish), 5918 nucleotides. RefSeq names its product C3 and PZP like alpha-2-macroglobulin domain containing 8 (gene cpamd8). Gene Ontology annotation, molecular function: endopeptidase inhibitor activity; protein binding. The transcript is spliced from 43 exons. The coding region runs from base 210 to 5783 and encodes 1857 amino acids. Lineage: Eukaryota; Metazoa; Chordata; Actinopteri; Acipenseriformes; Polyodontidae. The record is from RefSeq and is a predicted model, not a curated record. Gene Ontology annotation, cellular component: extracellular region.